This is a messenger RNA of Phytophthora sojae, 882 nucleotides long. RefSeq lists its product as hypothetical. NCBI's taxonomy places the organism in Eukaryota, Oomycota, Peronosporomycetes, Peronosporales, Peronosporaceae. The record is from RefSeq and is a predicted model, not a curated record. The coding region runs from base 1 to 882 and encodes 293 amino acids. The transcript has a single exon.
AUGAUUGACAGUGUCAAUCAUACUGAGUUUGAUGGACCGGAACCAUGCCCAUAUUUCCAAUUUUGGUUGUGGAGACUACUACAACAGGCUAAAACCAUGAAUGCAAGCUGGCACUUUCUGACCCCUUGGUAUGCCGCCCUCUAUCGCCAACUGGUUGAAUGGUGGGGGCCGGAAUCUGUGUUUCCAGCCCUGCGUGCAUCAUGGCUUACUCCCUCGGACCCAGAUACAUCUCAAGUGGGGGUCUUGUUCGUGAUCAAGGUCUCCUAUGGGGAUCGUGUGCAGUGGCAGCGCCUUCGCGAGUCGGUCGAGAUCUUUUCUCCCCUCGCGAUGACCAACAAUGCCGCAUUCAUCAAGUUGAUGGAGAGUUAUAUGGAGCCUAAGAAGCGGCACGAGUUUGUGUCUCAUCCAGACUUUUACUGCCGCCCCAAGUGGGAGUUCUGGUUCGCACAUGCAGAUAUCCUCUCCUCAGCUAAGUUGCCAUCCACGUGGGGAAGCUUACUCGGCUGUUCAGAUGAUCCGUGGGAGUACUCUCGAGCGUUUUACGCGGCUUUACAAAAGUUGAGGGCAUUGGGAAUCGAUGAAACAAGCAGAAGACACUUGAGUGAGUUGUCUACAGUGCGUUGGGAAUGUGAAUACCCAAUUUACCCGGACUUUCAGAUCUCGGGGAGUCAGCGACUUUGUGAGCCGCCGAAUUUGAGAGUGCUGUCAGCGCGAGUGUUUUUCGACGCUAACGUCCCGCUUGAUAUCCAGCUUCGCGUGGGUUUGAAUGCAUGGGAGCACUCUCAUACACUCUCAAAUGACGCGAUCUCCCGGUACAUUGAAGCGGGUGCGCUCAAGGCUGUUGUGCACAUUCCAGUUUACAAGAAGGAAUAUUCCACGUAA